AUGGUCAACGAUGAGGCCGUCACCAAGGAAGAUGCAAACUUGGACGAUUACGGCAUGGUGCCUGGCGCGCGGGCGAAUCGUCUCGGCGAUGCGCUCAGCAGUGUCGGCUCCGACGGUGGCAGGGACGCGGAUGACGAUGACGAUAUCGACCGGGCCGAGAGGGCCGACCGGAGUAUACAAGGGAGCGUCUAUUGAGCAUGGUGCUGAGCAAACCACACCAGCAAGGCGAAGGAAGGUGGGAGCGUUGCAGGGCGCCAAAUUCGGCAAGGAUCAGGAGUCAUCGCGAUGCAGAGAGAGAGCCAGGUGCUCGAGAGAUUGAAUGGGACUGCAUACAUGGCGUUGGGUUCUGUUUCACGCGAGGCACAAGGCACGGCAUUAUGGAGAUAUACCUGGGUAGAUGUUACGAGUAGAUCAAAGCAGCACUUUUCUGUCACG
Molecule: messenger RNA, 435 nt
Organism: Verticillium dahliae VdLs.17
Lineage: Eukaryota; Fungi; Ascomycota; Sordariomycetes; Glomerellales; Plectosphaerellaceae
Exons: 1
Coding region: 1-195 (64 amino acids)
Source: RefSeq, a predicted model, not a curated record